Molecule: messenger RNA, 1272 nt
Organism: Ostrinia nubilalis (European corn borer)
Lineage: Eukaryota; Metazoa; Arthropoda; Insecta; Lepidoptera; Crambidae
Product: cyclin-K
Exons: 5
Coding region: 88-1272 (394 amino acids)
Biological process (GO): positive regulation of DNA-templated transcription, elongation; regulation of transcription by RNA polymerase II
Cellular component (GO): nucleus; cyclin/CDK positive transcription elongation factor complex
Molecular function (GO): cyclin-dependent protein serine/threonine kinase activator activity
Source: RefSeq, a predicted model, not a curated record
GCAUUUGUGUUCAGUGAUUAUUUAUUUUGUGGUGGCACAGGUUAAUGUGACGAAUUAUUGAUAAUUUGAUUUUAAUUUAGCUUCAAAAUGCCUUAUUGGUAUUAUGAUAAAAAAGAUUUGCAAAAUACGCCGUCUUUUCGCGAUGGGAUCAGUAACGAAACGGAAAAUAGGUAUCGGAAAGAAGGUGCGCGGUUUAUCAUCGACACUGGCUCGAAAAUGGACUUAGGUUAUAAUACAGUGGCGACUGGUGUUGUUUAUUUUCAUCGUUUUUACAUGUUCCACUCGUUCAGAACUUUUCCGAGGUACAUAACCGCGUGUUGUUGUUUAUUCCUGGCGGGUAAAGUGGAAGAGACGCCGAAGAAGUGUAAAGAUAUAAUAAAAGUGGCCAAAUCUUUGCUCACGGAAGAGAAGUUCGGGUCUUUCGGUGAGGACCCGAAGGAGGAGGUGAUGACGCUGGAGCGCAUCCUGCUGCAGACGAUCAAGUUCGACCUGCAGGUGGAGCACCCGUACGGCUACCUUCUGAAGUACGCCAAGUGCCUGAAGGGCGACAAAGCCAAGCUACAGAAGAUGGUGCAGAUGGCCUGGACUUUUGUCAAUGACAGUUUAUGUACCACAUUAUGCCUGCAAUGGGAACCAGAAGUCAUUGCUGUGGCGCUUAUGUUCCUCGCAGGAAAGCUCAGCAAGUUUGAAGUGGUGGACUGGAAUGGACGGACACCGAAGCAUAACGCGUGGUGGGACAUGUUCGUUGAAGAUAUUACUAUGGAACUUUUAGAAGAUAUUUGCCACCAGGUGCUAGACUUGUACUCGCUGCAAGCGCAGCCCGCGGGCGCCGAGUCCCCGCCGGCGCCGGCGCCGCAGGCGCCAAAAAACGACAAGAAACCGCCCUGCGGUACUCCGCCAGCUUCCGCAUCUCCUGUCGCCGUUGCUAAGCCGCCGGUCACGCCCAUCAAGAAUGGGGAACCCAAGCCGGAGCCGAAGCCGGAGCCGCGCUACGCGUUCCCGGCGUUCCCCGCGCCGCCGCCGCCGCCCGCCGCCUUCGCCGGGCCGCCGCCGGGUGAGCCAUGGCACGUGCCGCCGCCCCGGCUGCCGCCGCCGCCGCGCCUGCCGCCGCUGGUGUACGGCGAGCCGGCGGGCGCGCGCUUCGGGCCGCCGGUGCCGCCGCCGCCGCCGCCGGUGGGCGUGCCGCCGCCCGGCUACUUCCCGGCGCGCGGGGCCCCGCCCCCCGGCCCGCCGCCCGGGCCUCCGCUGCGACCCUACUACCCGCCGCCGUGA